Molecule: messenger RNA, 3150 nt
Organism: Mercurialis annua (annual mercury)
Lineage: Eukaryota; Viridiplantae; Streptophyta; Magnoliopsida; Malpighiales; Euphorbiaceae
Product: protein transport protein SEC23 E
Exons: 12
Coding region: 264-2600 (778 amino acids)
Biological process (GO): endoplasmic reticulum to Golgi vesicle-mediated transport; COPII-coated vesicle budding; intracellular protein transport
Cellular component (GO): COPII vesicle coat; endoplasmic reticulum exit site
Molecular function (GO): zinc ion binding; GTPase activator activity
Source: RefSeq, a predicted model, not a curated record
CAAAUUUCUCCGCCUUUGGAAGAAAAAAAAAACUCCCAUCUUAAACGACAUCUCCUGAUCUCUCCUUCUCUUCUCUUUCUCUCUCCUCUCUCUCUCACUUUCGGGUGACCCCUUUCUUCUCUCUGUCUCCCUGGGGUCGCCAAUUCCUCCAUCAUUCGUCACCAAAAGCCUUUCGUCCAAUUCAAUUUUGUUUUUAGCGACAAUCAAAAAAACAAUAGCAACAAAAUUCACAUUUUAUUUGAAUUUUCUUCAAUUAAUCAGAGAUGUCUGAGAUAGCCAACACAGAUCCGGAAGGAAUUGACGGAAUUCGAAUGACGUGGAACGCAUGGCCGCGAACCAAAGUCGAAGCCAGCAAGUGCGUGAUCCCACUCGCCGCCUCGAUCUCUCCGAUCCGUCACCAUCCCGAUAUCCCUACGCUCCCGUACGCGCCUCUCCGGUGCAAAACAUGUUCGUCGAUUCUGAACUCAUUCUCGCUCGUUGAUUUCACCACCAAGAUCUGGAUCUGUCCGUUCUGUUUACAACGUAACCAUUUCCCUCCUCACUAUGCUAUGAUCUCCGAGACCAAUCUUCCCGCCGAACUCUACCCGCAAUAUACUACCGUGCAAUUCACGCUCCCAAACCCUAAUAAUCCUGUGCAAUCAGCUCCUUCUGUUGCGUCUCCGCCUGUUUUUCUGUUUGUGCUCGACACGUGUAUGAUCGAGGAGGAGUUUGGAUUUGUUAAAUCGGCUUUGAAGCGUGCGAUUGGAUUGUUGCCGGAAAAUGCGCUGGUUGGGUUAGUAUCGUAUGGGACGCAGGCGCAGGUUCAUGAAUUGGGGUUUAGUGAUAUGUCGAAAGUGUAUGUAUUUAGAGGUACUAAAGAGAUUAGUAAAGAUCAGGUUAUUGAACAAUUAGGACUCGGUAUUUCGGGUCGGAGAACGGGUGGGCCUGUUGGUGUGGGUGGGUAUCCUCAGAAAGCAAUGCAAAAUGGGUAUACGAAUACUGGCGUCACGCGGUUCUUGUUGCCUGCAUCUGAGUGUGAAUUUACUCUUAAUUCUCUUUUGGAUGAGUUGCAAACGGAUCAAUGGCCGGUUCCACCUGGUAGCCGGGCUUUGAGGUGUACUGGAGUGGCGUUGAGUGUUGCAGCAGGAUUGCUUGGAGCUUGUUUACCUGGGACUGGUGCUAGGAUUAUUGCUUUGGUUGGUGGUCCUUGCACAGAAGGGCCUGGCACGAUUGUUUCAAAAGAUAUGUCAGAUCCAGUGCGUUCCCAUAAAGAUCUUGAUAAGGAUGCAGCGCCGUAUUUUAAGAAAGCAGUCAAAUUCUAUGACAAUCUAUCAAAGCAGCUUGUUAGCCAGGGUCAUGUUUUAGAUCUUUUUGCAUCUGCACUUGAUCAGGUGGGGGUUGCAGAAAUGAAAGUUGCAGUAGAAAGAACUGGUGGUCUUGCUGUUUUAGCUGAAAGUUUUGGGCAUCCUGUAUUUAAGGACUCUUUUAAGCAAAUUUUUGAAGAUGGAGAACAGUCUCUUGGUCUCUGUUUUAAUGGAAUGCUUGAGAUUAAUUGCUCUAAGGACAUUAAAAUUCAGGGGAUUAUUGGACCUUGCACAUCUAUGGAGAAGAAAGGUCCUAAUGUUGCUGAUACAGUUAUUGGAGAGGGGAAUACUACUGCCUGGAAGAUGUGUGGUCUUGACAGGAGUACUUGUCUGACAGUCUUUUUUGAUAUUUCAUCAAGUGAAAAGUCAAAUGUACCAGGAGCUGUAAACCCACAGCUAUAUAUUCAGUUCCUUACAAGUUUUCAGAACCAUGAAGGUCAUACUUUGCUUCGGGUUACAACUAUUUCUAGAAGAUGGAUUGAUAGUUCUGUUAAUUCAGAGGAAUUAAUACAAGGUUUUGACCAAGAAACUGCUGCUGUGGUAAUGGCAAGAUUAACAUCCCAUAAAAUGGAGAGUGAGGAAGGAUUUGACGCCACUAGGUGGUUGGACAGGAACCUCAUUCGUGUCUGUUCAAAAUUUGGCGACUAUCGGAAAGAUGAUCCUGCAUCUUUCACGCUGAACCCUUCUUUUUCAUUGUUCCCUCAGUUUAUGUUUAAUUUGCGUAGGUCGCAGUUUGUUCAGGUCUUUAACAACAGUCCAGAUGAGACAGCUUAUUUCCGCAUGUUAUUGAACAGGGAAAACAUCACUAAUACUGCUGUCAUGAUUCAACCAUCACUAAUAUCAUAUUCAUUUAACUCGCUGCCUCAAGCUGCACUGUUGGAUGUGGCUUCUAUCACUGCUGACCGUAUACUCUUGCUGGAUUCAUAUUUUAGUGUUGUCAUUUUCCAUGGAAUGACGAUAGCACAAUGGCGUAACAUGGGUUACCAAAACCAGCCAGAACACCAGGCAUUUGCACAGCUUUUGCAAGCGCCACAAGAUGAUGCACGUUUGAUCAUUCGUGAUCGUUUUCCAAUUCCUAGAUUGGUGGUAUGUGAUCAGCAUGGAUCUCAGGCAAGGUUUUUAUUGGCAAAAUUGAAUCCAUCAGCUAAUUAUAACAACGCCCACGAGGUUGCUGCUGGUUCGGAUGUGAUAUUCACCGAUGAUGUGAGCCUUCAAGUGUUUAUUGAGCAUCUCCAGAGGCUAGCUGUUCAGUCUUAGCAGUAAACCCCUGUAUGUAGAGGUUUUCAAGUUCAGGGGAAAUAAUUCCCCCCAAGUGUGAGUUUUGUAUCUUCUCUUUUAUCCUUCUACUCCGUUCCGUUGUCUGCCUUUCUUCCUUUCUUUCUUUUGUUCGUCUACAAACGGUAUAGUUAAGCCUCAUGGAAAAAAAAUAAGGCGGAAAAUUGAUUCUUUAGGGGGACUGAGAAGAGGUAUUUGCGCCCUUUAAAUAAUAAUAAGGGACGCAAAGGUCGGUGGAGGCUAGUUUUAUACAGAAAGAAAGGUAGUCAGGAAUACGAGUAAGACGGGAUCAAUGGCGAGUUGAGUUGGCAACAUUUUGACAGAUGAUUUUAAUUAAUCUUUUUUUAAUUUAUAUACAAUCAGGUCAGAUGUGAUUUAUGUAUGUGAAUUUUUUUUAAUUUAAUACUCAGGAAUGAGUUCUUGCUUCUUAGGUUUUAUAAGUUGAGGAACCUCAGUCAUUCUAAACUUUAUUUUGUUUGUCAUCUCAAUUUGUACACCAUUUAUAUACAUAAACAAUAUUUGGGUCUGUCUA